Spirodela intermedia is the source of this 1829-nucleotide messenger RNA. NCBI's taxonomy places the organism in Eukaryota, Viridiplantae, Streptophyta, Magnoliopsida, Alismatales, Araceae. The record is from the annotation of a GenBank genome assembly.
AUGGCUGCCAUGGCGAUGCCCCCAUCCUCUGUCCUCUCUCCUCCGUCCGCCCGCCUCUUGUUGCCUGCCUCGCCGUCUUCGUCUUCUUUCUCGAUUCCGUCCAGACGAAGAGGGCGUCGAUCUGGGAUGGCUGUUGUCGGAGAUGGACGCCUCGCCUCUGGGGCACUCGCAGAGAGCAGCGGUUGGCAGCUGAAGCUGCCGGAGAUAUACGAGGCUUGUACUACCUGGCAGUGGAGGGGGUUCAAUGUAAACUUCUUGGUGAAGGGCAAAGUCGCUGGUGAUCGGCUGCCGGUCUUGCUUGUCCACGGCUUCGGCGCUUCUAUCCCCCACUGGCGCAGGUACUGAGCUGCUAAUGGUCUCGACAUGAGUAACAUUGUCUUCUUCAUCUUCAAGACUCCUCUAUAUAAUUGCAUACGUUUACCCUGUCUCGAGAACCAGCCGAAUUAGGGUUAGAAAAUUUCUCAUGAUCUUCUUCCCCUACCAAUUUAAUGCACAAGGAAACUUUCCAGUGGCACAAAAUAAUACCGAUCUUGUGGCAUUUGUUGAAUCCGUCAUUGAUCGAAAUAGAAUACACUGGGAUCAUACAUGGAACGAUUGUGGUGACGAUGAUAUAGUGAGUGAGAUUGCCCUUCUCCGUGAUUCUGAUGGUCCCCAUCUUCAUGAUAACAUCCAUAUUUUCUUGCUGUUCCAGGAAUAUUGAAGUAUUAGCCGAGAACUACACAGUCUAUGCAAUCGAUUUGCUUGGAUUUGGUGCCUCCGACAAGCCAGAAGGAUUUGAAUAUACCAUGGAAACAUGGGCUGAGGUAUACAGGAAAAAAAAUUAUUUACAGUGUCUUGUUGCAAAUUGAUCUACUUAUUCCAUUCCCAUUGAACCCGCUGGUGUGCUUUCAAUAGUUGAUUCUGGAUUUCCUGGAUGAAGUAGUUAGGAGGCCGACAGUUCUGAUCGGGAACUCAGUUGGAAGCCUUGCCUGUGUUAUCGCUGCAUCAGGUUUGUGAACAAUGCAUAAAUUCUCCACGAUCUUCGGACAUGAUUUAUGAUUUAUCUGAAGAAAAAGGCUUCUAUACCCAUGUUAGCCUGCCACUAGCUCUAAGCCACCCAGUGCUUCACCCUUGUGGGAGACCAGAGUCCACCGGAGGUCUGGUCCAGGGGCUUGUGCUUCUGAACUGUGCAGGGGGGAUGAACAACAAGGCCGUCGUUGACGAUUGGAGAAUCAAGCUGCUUUUCCCUCUCCUUUCGCUAUUUGACAUACUAUUAAGGCAGCGAUGGAUUGCUUCAGCCCUCUUUGAUCGCGUGAAACAGAGGUAGAACAGCUUCCACUCUUCAUUCAUGUCUCACUGGGAAACCCUAAUCAGGUCUUCUCCUCCUCUGGUAAAAACAGAGACAAUCUUAAGAACAUCUUGGAAUCAGUGUACGGAAACAAGGAAUCUGUUGAUGACGAUCUCAUCGAGGUAACAUAAAAUUUCAUGUUUUCAGGUAAAUGACUGCCUGUGAGAUUCUUUCUUUCCAUGGCAUGCAGAUCAUCCGGGGACCAGCCAACGAUGAAGGUGCUCUUGAUGCAUUUGUCUCUAUCGUGACGGGCCCACCAGGGCCAAAUCCGGUGUCCCUGAUACCAAAAAUAUCCCUACCUGUUCUGGUACUGUGGGGUGAUCAAGAUCCAUUUACUCCUCUAGAUGGCCCUGUGGGCAGAUACUUCUCCUCACUCCCUGCCCGGCUCCCAAACAUCAGUCUAUAUGUCCUAGAAGGAGUUGGCCACUGCCCCCAUGAUGACAGACCAGAUGCUGUCCAUGAAAAGCUGCUUCCUUGGCUGUCCAGUCUUUCCAAAUCAUAG